AUGAAAACGGAGAUGAAGCCGGGAGCCGUAAACUUCAAUUUUCUUCAUGCACUUCUCGCGGCUAUUUUACAACAUUUGGAUAUAUCGAAUUUAAAUAUAUCCACCGAUGGUCUGCUGCCUAAAAGUCCAGUUGAAGUGGAGCCGACUACAGAGGCGGCGGAAGCAGCGAUUACUAAUGAAAUAGGAAUCAGCCUUCAGUCCGUAGCCCCAAGCGUUUACCAAUCCCUAGAGAACCGCUUAGCAAAAGUAGAAAAGCAGCUCACCAAUCUGGAUUCCUUACCAGAAAAUGCAGAUCUCCUUGAUUUUGUCUUCUCCGGUCAAUCAAAUAAAGAGCUUGCGGAAAAGGAUAAACGUAAAAUGACUGAACUCUGGCAAACUGUUCAGACAAAGCGUCGACUUGACAGUUUAGAAGGAGGACUUGAAAAGGUUUGCGGCGUCAUGGAUGAUCUACUUACCAGCAUGCGAGAACUGGAAGGUAGUCACGCAAAAUUGAAGGAAGCUCUCAAAGGCCUAGAACUACAGGGUGAUACACUGGAUGGCUUCAGGCGGUUCGGAGAACAAAUAACUAAGCUGUCUUCUGUUCAGACAACAAUUCUGACAAGGUUACGAGAAGCCGUUUCAGUCGAUGCCCUCAAAGGCGUCGUCACUUGGAAUUCCUUAAAGGCAACUAUUUCCAACACUGAGCCCACUGAGCCACCUGGUGAACCAGGGCAGAAGCCUUCUGAUGGCGAAGUUCCAGAACUAGUGUCGAGCCUUCCAUAUUCAAUGACGAAGUGCGAUGACGACAGCGUGAAAGCCUGGUUGUCUCAAAUUUGUGGCCUACGAUCGAACUUGGAUGAAAUUCAUAAAAGGAUUCUACAGUUGGAAGAAGGUAUUAAAAAUGCGGCAACUCUUGACGACCUCAGCCAAAUCAAGGUACAGGAUGACAUAUUCAAAGAUAUCGAAGAACUCCAGGCGCAAGUGAAGCAGUUGCUGGAAGAAAAACGAAAGGUUGACUUAGCUCUAUAUUUUCAGCUAAACUAA
Molecule: messenger RNA, 1023 nt
Organism: Dibothriocephalus latus
Lineage: Eukaryota; Metazoa; Platyhelminthes; Cestoda; Diphyllobothriidea; Diphyllobothriidae
Source: the annotation of a GenBank genome assembly